This is a messenger RNA of Drosophila ficusphila, 2850 nucleotides long. RefSeq lists its product as uncharacterized. Gene Ontology annotation, molecular function: nucleic acid binding. The transcript has 3 exons. The record is from RefSeq and is a predicted model, not a curated record. NCBI's taxonomy places the organism in Eukaryota, Metazoa, Arthropoda, Insecta, Diptera, Drosophilidae. Gene Ontology annotation, biological process: DNA integration. The coding region runs from base 1 to 2850 and encodes 949 amino acids.
AUGGCACGUUCUACGGAGCUGCAAGGUGCAUUAGAAAGGUUUUGGCUAAUCGAGGAGUUUGAUUCGCACGAUCAAGGUUUCACCGCAGAAGAGCAGGAAUGCGAACGGCAUUUUGUGGCGAACACAAGGUUUCUCCCAUCUGGACGGGUCCAAGUUUGCUUGCCAUUUAAGGAGAAUCCCCACAUGCUAGGUAAAUCGUUUGAAAUUGCCAAAUCCCGGUUUCUGCAAACUGAACGUAGGUUGAGCCGCAAUCCGUUGUUGAAGGAGAUGUACGUACAAUUCAUGAGGGAGUACAUAGAUUUGAAUCAUAUGCAAUUGGCAUCUAAUUUCGAAUCUCAGAAGACACAUUAUGUAAUCCCGCAUCAUGAAGUCCUUAGAUCUGAAAGCACAACUACCAAGCUGCGUGUUGUGUUUGAUGCAUCGUGCAAAACAACGUCGAACCUUUCUCUGAAUGAGUUGUUGAUGAUUGGCCCAAGCAUCCAGCAGAAUCUUAUCCUAACACUUCUUGCCUUUCGCUUACAUCGUCAUGCACUCGUAGCUAAUAUCUGCAAGAUGUAUCGCCAGUUUGAAGUAUCAUCAGACGAUCGUAUGUAUCAACUUGUUCUCUGGAGAGAAUCCUCAGCUGCGCCUUUAGAAUGGUUUCGGCUCAACACUGUCACGUACGGCAUGUCCUGUGCACCAUUUCUAGCAAUCAGGAGCUUGAAAUAUAUUGCGGAUAACUUCUCCAAUCAGUUUCCCAUCGGAGCAUCCGUACUUAAAGAAGAUAUGUACGUCGAUGACCUCCUUACUGGAGCAGACAGUGUCGAAGAGCUUCAUCUUAAGGCUGCAGAGGUCACCAGCAUACUUUCUAAGGCUGGAUUAGAGCUUGCAAAGUGGAACACAAGCAAAAUAGAAGGCGAUGGAGCAGAGUUCCAAUUCAAAGUUGAUACCAAGGAUGUGACGAAGACUUUGGGCAUGUCGUGGCAACCAAAACUCGAUGUGUUCUGUUUCAGGUAUACCCUACCUACAAUCUCUGUCAUCACCAAGCGGAGCAUCGAUUCACUUGUAGCUCACCUGUACGAUUUGCUAGGGCUCGUAUCACCAGUCGUUAUUCGAUGCAAAAUAUUGGUCCAAGAGUUGUGGAUGCAUCAUCUAAACUGGGACGAUCCACUUCCUCCUGAGCUUCAAUCUCAAUGGAAGCAAAUAGAAGAAGAUUUGCACAAUCUUCAAACCAUCGAAGUCCCAAGAUUCAUUAACUCGUCACCAAGAAGUCUAUCGGAAAUACACGGAUUUUCAGAUGCAUCGCAGCGAGCUUAUGGAUAUUCAAGAAUCGUUCUACAGUGGCUUACCAUGCACUCGUCCAGGCUAAACUGUUUCGUCGCCAACCGGAUUUCUGAGAUGCAAUCAACCACGUCAAACAUCACUUGGAGGCAUGUUCCGGGCAAGGACAAUCCCGCGGACAUAGUGUCAAGAGGCUGCGCAGCGUCCGAGCUUAUGGAAACUAUAUGGUUUCGUGGACCAAGCUUUUUACGUCAAGACUCAUCUGGAUGGCCUCAACCAGUACCAAAUUCUCAGGACACCAGUGAAGAGUUGGAGCUGCGGAAAGCAACAGUCCUCACAUGUACCGAUAGUGGUAGCAAGGAAGAUUUACUCGAUGACGUUAUCAACAAAUUCUCAUCCUAUCGGCGCAUUUUGCAAGUCAUGGCUUUUGUGUUGCGCGUCUUCAAUAGAAUCAAGGUCAACAGGAAGGUGAACUUAGUCGAUGUAAUUCAUACACCAUCAACUGAAUUGCAAUACGCGUUCAAGCACAACAUAUCACAUAUUCAGCAGAAGGCCUUUUUCAACGAAAUCCAGCAGCUGAAGGGAAACAAGAUUUUGAAGCCCGAAUUUCAAAAGCUAAAUCCGUUCCUAGCAGCGACGGACGGAUCAAACGGUUCGAUAACACUAUUAAGUGUAGGAGGCCGCUUAGCCAAGGCGCCCAUUUCACUCGAUGCCAAGUUUCCUGUUCUUCUACCAAAAAAUCAUUCCUUCACAUUGAAAUUCGUUGAAUAUCUCCACCAGCAGCACAUGCACGCUAGACCAAAGGCUCUCAUUGGAAUUCGGCGACUUCAGGCUUGGAUUCGCUUCGUCAGUCGCAGAGGCAUCCCACUACGCAUUUAUUGUGACAAUGCAACUAAUUUCGUCGGUGCACGAUCGCAGCUCGAGGACUUUAAGCUGCAGCUGUUCGACGAAGCCAACACAUCGAAUUUGCAGAAGUUCAGCAGCAUCGUGGGAUUCGAGUUCAAGUUCAUCCCUCCGCGUGCUCCCCACUUUGGCGGCUUGUGGGAGGCCGCAGUGAAGUCCAUGAAGAGCCUUAUGAUGAAAAACUUGGGCAACACUGGGCUAACGUACGAGGAGCUUCAAACGAUUGCAAUCGAGUCGGAGGCAAUCUUGAACUCAAGACCAAUGGCACCCCUCUCCGAAGACCCAAACGAUGGGGAGGCGCUUAGCCCAGCGCAUUUGCUUAUUGGGUCCUCUUUGAUGUCCGUACCGGAACCCUCAAUUGACAAUAGCAGACCAUCUUAUCUUACGCGGUGGCAGCGCGUAACGUACUUGAAGCAGCAGUUCUGGGAGCUAUGGAGGCGUGAUUAUUUACACACGCUUCAGGAGCGCUCCAAAUGGCUCAAACCCAAUGCUAAUAUUCAAAUUGGCCAAAUGGUGAUUGUUCACGAGGAUAAUACACCUCCCCAGGAAUGGAUCUUUGGUCGCAUCACCAACACGCAUGUCGGAGCCGAUGGACGAGUACGAGUGGCCGAGAUCAAAGUGAAAAAUGGAACCAUUCGAAGACCCAUCUGUAAGAUAGCGCCCCUGCCUGAGCAAAUUGGUGCUUGA